GGCACGGAGCAGCGGAGCCGCAGCACCUGUGGCGCUCACGGACUAUUUCUUUUAAAAACCUUUUAAAACUUUUGAAACCCGUCUUUUAGUUCACAGCCUCAGAUCAGGUGGAGAUGUUCAACAGUAACUUCCGGGACUUUGACGAUGACCCGUUCUUCUCGGAUCCGUUCCGGGCUCACCGGGAACACAUGAGGCACAUGAUGCGGAGCUUCUCUGAGCCGUUCGGCGGGUCCUUAAUGCCCAGCCUGACUGAUGGGAGGAGUCGGGGUCACGACAUGGCGGAGCAUGCUGGCUCGUCCCUGGCACUGAGGGAUGAUCACAGGGACAUGAUGAGGAACCCUUUUAGCGUGUUCGACAACGUGAGGACCAACAUGAGGAACAGGAUGCAGGACACUCAGCUAAACUCUGAGAACAUGUCCAAAGGUUCAAACACUCACUCGUUCAGCUCCUCGUCAGUCAUGACAUACUCCAAGGUUGGAAAUGAGCCGCCCAAAGUCUUUCAGGCAACCUCGUCGACACGCCGUGCCCCUGGAGGGAUCAAGGAGACCCGGCAAGCGGUUAAAGACUCUGAGAGCGGUCUGGAGAAGAUGUCCAUCGGCCACCACAUCCAAGACAGGGGCCAUGUUGUUGAAAAGAAAUACAACAAGAAAACAGGAGAGAAGGAACUCAACCAGGACUUUCAGAACUUGGAUGAAUCUGAAGCACAGUCUUUUGACGAUGAGUGGCAGGAGGAGUUGACCAAGUUCAAGCCGUCUGUCCCCGUGUCUCGUCUGGAAGAAGCUCGGCCCCGUGUGGUUCACCCGGCCGCCCUCACAGGUCCCGAGGACGCCCACAGAGACCAGUCAAAGGGCAAAGCUGAGGGUAGACGCAACAUGAAAGGCUCGGGCUCGACAAAGCAGUGAAACCAUCUGUUUCUGUGCUCAUUAAAGUCUUUCAGGCAUCAUGCAGUACACACUGGUGCUCUGUGUACACACACACACACACACACACACACUCAGACACACACACACACACACACAGGUUCAUCAACAAGGUAAACAGGAUCAGAAGGCACUGACCUAGAAUCUGAAAUAUUUAACUGACUGUACAUUGUGUAUUGCUGCUGCUCAUUUUUCCGAAUCCUCAUGCACAAUAUGAAAAUCCUCCUGCUGCUGAUUAAGACCUGCUGUAGAUGGCUGCCCCCUUACACUGGACAUUAAUUCAGAUCUUUCAGGGAUCACAUUUCUCCUCUCUCACUGUUAAAGGAGACAUAUGAUGCUUUGUCCGUUUUGCCCUACCAAUACCUUCCUGACAUAAUGCAUGGCUAGCGGCUUGUGUAGCACGCCCCCCCUAACAAAGCCAGGUAGAGCGAGAGUAGGGGCCGACUUUUCCUGCAUGUGCUGGAAGCAGUUGACUUAUCACAAUAGAGUGACCGAGCUGGCCAAUCAGAGCAAACUGGGCUUUACCAGGCGUUUGCUGAAAAGAGAAGCUGCCGCAAUGGAAAGUACGAGGAAGGUGAUGUGGGAGCUGAACAUUCUAAACAGCCUGUAAACUUUCUAUAAGUAAUAAUCCAGAGAAAAAAGAUGAACCUGAAUAUGUCUCCUUUAAUAUUUCGAGCCUUAGCACCUUUCACACUUAAAAUUUCUUUAAUUCAUAGAAAUAGCUUAAGGAGUUUGGUAAGGUACUAAAAUUAUCUAAAGUCCUAUGAAAGGCUUUGGACAAUACUAACUUGAAAUAUAUGUGACAUAGUAUGUUGGCAACAAGUUAAAGGCUCAUUAGUAUUUCUGAGGUUCUAGUGAUUUUGAAACACAUUUUAAUAGACUCAUAAGAUCAUAAAUGUGAGGCCAUGGGCCCUGUGUAUACCAUUAGACAUAAACAGUCAAACAGCAAUGUAUAAUUAUCAUUGUGGAUCAGAUGAAUAUAACUUGCUGUAGGUGAGAUAAUCGUAUGAGGUCAUCUGUUUCUCACAUUGUCAUUUUCAUACUGAAACAAGACAUAAAUUAAGUAAUAUCAAGUUUUUGAAAUUCACUAAAGCACUUAGACAAUAUCUCAAUUGUCUUUUUGUAAUUAUAUUGUCUAGUACCUGAUGUUCUCGAUAGAUGUAUUUUAUCUGCUGUAAUCUUUGUAAAAAGAAAAAUAAUAAUCGUCCCUUUUUAUAUAUUGUUACUUUGGUUUCUCUACUUUUUCAUCUGAUGAACUGUGCAGCGUAGCAACAUCUGGAUUAUUUUCAAUAAUUCAAGCUUUGUUCUUGUAUAUUUGUUUUCAAGGUUUUCAAACCAAAGUCCUGUGUCAACACAGACUAUCGUCUGAUAUUAAAACAUGUGAAAACACUGAGA
Pleuronectes platessa (European plaice) is the source of this 2315-nucleotide messenger RNA. RefSeq names its product myeloid leukemia factor 1 (gene mlf1). The transcript has 7 exons. Bases 114 to 902 code for a protein of 262 amino acids. The record is from RefSeq and is a predicted model, not a curated record. Gene Ontology annotation, cellular component: nucleus; cytoplasm. Gene Ontology annotation, biological process: regulation of DNA-templated transcription. NCBI's taxonomy places the organism in Eukaryota, Metazoa, Chordata, Actinopteri, Pleuronectiformes, Pleuronectidae.